GGAUCAUCUGAUGUUGCAGCUUGGCGCAAAGCCGAUGCGUGCGGAGGUGCCACCUCUGCCCCGUUCUCUGCCGCCUGCCAACAUGAGCCAUCCGAACAGCGCGGUCAAGGUCAUGUCUUACAACCUGAUGGGAUGGUCCUCUUUCAAUGCGAACACUUGGAAGGGUGACAAUGUUUUGGGCAAGAUCAACGCAUGGAAUCCUGACCUCCUGGGAGCUCAGGAAGUCGAGAAGGGUGGCCAUGGCUACCAGGAGGUCGAGGAGUUGGUCAUGGCAUCCACCGGAUUGAACUUUGCCGGUGGUAGCCUCUUGGCCAUCACUUUGGCGUGA
Messenger RNA from Symbiodinium pilosum, 328 nucleotides. The record is from the annotation of a GenBank genome assembly. Lineage: Eukaryota; Dinophyceae; Suessiales; Symbiodiniaceae.